GAUGCGCGUGCGCUGACUGCUGCGUGUUGUACGAUCGCAGCGCUUUCGAGAACGUUUGCUUGUUGUCGUCUCGUUCACCAGAGAACAACGUAUAUCUCGGCAUCCCGACACCUCUGCUGGGCCCGGUGCUUGACGCCGCCAUGGAGCGCGUUCAGCGCGUGUAUGAGCAAACUUUUUGGUCUAUACCCGAAUCGUUCGUCUUCGGCCAGGCAGCGCAGGCAUUGGCCAAGCGCGGUCAAAACAUCGAUCAAAUAACUGUGUAUUGGGGGCCGGGCGGCGUCGGCCUAUCCCUCUACACUUCGCGCUUGCACGCGAUGUGCGGCGAUGAGAACCACAAGUUCUUUGAUCCGAAUAUAUUUUUCCAGGACGAGGAGAUGCGGAAGGUGGUGGAACUCUUGGUCGGCGGCUGCAUCUUCACCGGCCAGGAGCGGCCCUCGGGGCAGAGGAGUAGCAUGCGCCAGGACUUGCUCAAGAAGUUCGCCACGGCCGACACCAUCGCGGGGAGACUGCCGUACUCCAUCUUGACGAAGAUGUACAGGAUCAUCGGGUGGAAGCGCAUGGAGGUAAACCAGUUCUUCACUUUCGACAACGUCAACGAGCACAACCUGGAGUCUAUUGUGCGCCGCAUCGCCAUCAUCAAGAUACAGUCGCGGUUCUUUGACAAGCUCUACGUUGAUAAGAUUAUUCUCACCGACCCGAGCAGAUACGGCAUCUUCGCGCGCGAUCCCGACGCCAGGGACUUCAUGAUUAGCGGGGCCGCAGUUGCGGCAGGCCAUAAGAUUCAGUACGCGUUCGAGGUGGAGAACGGGCCCGAGGCGUGCAGAGACAUUUUGGUGAACUACACGAAGUGCGGCGGUGACCAUGGAGUAACCGAGACAUACGUCAGGAUCGCUUGUCAUAUCAAGGCGGACAACGCUGCGGAAUCAGCGGCGAGCGCUGUCGCCGAGGGCUUGGUUGACCCGCCGUCCCAGGACGGCCAUUUGCCGAGUUCGCCGAUACUCCUUCUCAGCAACCAUUUGGUGAAGGAGCUGCAGCGGAAAGGAUUGAACUACUUGACUUACAGCGUGUUCCGAGCGUCUGCAACACCUCCCGGCGCUAGGCUGAAGGGUAACAAAGAAGAACAAUGGGAGUCGUUGAAAGGCAGCGACUUGUGGAUCGACGUCGGUUCCAAGGGCAAGGCGGAAGAUCGUCUGAUUCCGCGCGUCAAGACUCAGAGAGACGCUUCGAUUCUUUGUUCGCGGCGGCCGCCAUGCUGCGAUGCGAUAUACCCGGAGCAUUGCGACGCAUCGGCGCUGGAGGCAGCGCGGUGUACAUCCAGAUUGGCCAACGAGAAGACUUUGGCAGGCGCGUUUAACGCGCUCGCAUCGGCGAUUGCUCCUGCGCGGGGGCGGCCAGCGAAGGGCGUCCUUGAGAGGAUCGAGAGUUUGGAUGAGAGGGCACAGAAGAUUUUGUCAAUGACAGAGACGUCGCAGCGGCUGCUUGACCGGAGUAAGAGGUCGGCCGACCUCGAGGUUAAGAGAAGGAAGUUGGCCUCGAAGCAGCCGAGCGUUGAGAAGUCUCCAACCCGCCAUGCUGGAUGGAAAGAAACAGUCCCGCUUGACAGCUUCAAGAGCUACAGGCGCGCAGUGGAGUGGCCGUCUCGGCAGUGCGUCAACGAGGAGCUCUCGGCGCAGGCCAUGGACCAACGAUUACAGCACGUGGUUUUUUCGAGCACUUUCGAUUUGGAUUUCGUGAACUGCGUUUUUUGUUUAUUGGCGCAGAUCAUUGAAAAGUUGGGGAUCAUUGACGCUCAGCUUUUCGCGGACGAGAUUGCUGCGCUACAGCGCGUUCGCGCAGAUCGAGAGGGCGUCUGCAGGUUGGAGUCUGAAAGCCGCCCGCGCUUCCUCGGUGCUUUGGCGAGCGAAGAAGCUUGGGCGAGCUUUCCUCUGGCUCCUGAUAGGGGCGUCUUCAAAAUGUUGCCGUUCAAGGGCAAGCAAGUCUUGAUCAAGCUGAUAUGCGGCGGCGCUUUGCCGAAGGAGUUGUCCGAGAACGAGUUCGCCAAGAUGCUGGUGAGAACGGCGCGUUUCCUGCGUUGGCUAGCCGUGGGGCUGUACCCGGAGCAGUUCAAGCUCCUAGAGUCCGCGCAGGACAAGUGGUCAGAGGCAUCGCUGGCCAGCUACAUGCGGCAAGGCGUUGAGGAUUAUUGUUUGGAGCAGUGGGUCGACUUUGUCAUGGAAGAGAAAGUCAGUCGCGUAUCUUUGCAUUUCGACGGCCUGCGCGUCGACAAGGGGCGCGUCCUUUUGAGCCAGGCGGGCGGCGAUGCGCAGGCCACGGCAGUUUCGGACGCAGAGAAGGUCAAAUCCUUUUGCAAGAAAUCUGAGGAACGGAUUCUUGACACUGCGGGUUAUUCCGUAAGCAUCAGGAACAAGGAGAGAUAUUAUGUUAUUGAUCUUCUCCGUGCGAGCGCAUUUGACGUUGAGCCUGCAGAUGCGCCGAGCGACGUCGAGGCGCUGUUCUCUGCCGGCAAUGGCAUCUUCUGCGCAAUGGCUGCGCUCGCGGGCAACUGGUCGGAUAUGUCGACGAAGGCCGCUGCCGCCGCAACGCCUCCCAGCGCAGCGGCGGCCUCGGCGGCCUCGUCGCCGCUGUUCUGGGCGCCGCCUCGGCGCUCGUAUCGGACAUGUGCGAGAGCGGCCAAUGUGAAGCUGUUGCCCGUGGAAGUGCCACAGGAAAGUUGUCCUGGGCUAUUCUUAGUGCACUGCGAGCCAGACGUUGCGCCGCUUUGCGUCGGCAUCGACGUGAAACAGCGUGGGCCGCACAAGUGCUACGUCGGCAGGGAGCGCUGGAGUCUGCCGGCCGGGGCGCUGGACGAGGCGGUGUUGGCGGCUCUCGAUCGGUGUAUGGUAGUGGCAUUUCAGAUGAAGCCCGCCGAUCGAGAUGACGAAGACCAUCGAGAUAGUUCGCUGGAUGGCGCAUUGGAUUUAUUUGCGGGCGCCGGCAUCGAGGACAAUGUCGCCGCCGUCUGCCGCGCGCGCAGACGCCGCUCGCUCGCGGCGCGCGUCGCCGCAGGUAGCCCGAGCUCAGACCGCUCUCUGUCGCCGCCCUCGCCGGCCAGCCCAGCUGCGCAGCGGGGGGCGGCAGCUCUUCGCGAGCUCGGUUGUUCAAUUCGCGGCAUCGUGCAUUUUGACCGGCGACGUCUGACGUGGCACGGCAACUGCAUCCCGUUCGGCAUUGCGGCGCUCACUGGCGAUUGGGAUGGCGUCAUCGCAGCUGCGACUGUGGAUUCGGACGAGAACGCAGCAGCUAUGGCGAGCGGCCUUCGUCGAUAUAGUGACUGCGCCAAUCUCUUUGGCGUUUCAUUGCGGCCAGUGCCGACGACGGCGGUGGAGACACUUGGCCGAUUUCUUGUUCACGGAAAAGUUGCAGGCAGAGAACAUUGCGCAGCUGUCGAAGUAUUCGAGCACGGCGGCAGCAUCUUACACUCAGAAGGGUUAUCUUGGGACGUACCUCGAGGUUGUCUCGACGCUUGCUUGCGGAUUAUCCUCGACUUCGGCGUCGAGGCGGCGUUCGCUCUCGGCGGCGGGCAUUCGUCGACCCUUGGCGAUGACGUCGCUGCACGCGACGCCAUGGACAUGGUGGCCGGAGCCGGCGUCGAGGAGGAGGGGGCCGUUGACGUCGCGAACGCCGACGACGAGCACGCCGAGGAAUUGGAUGGCGAUUCAUGCGUGCGCGUGCAUGCGAAUCUCUUGCAGCUACUACGUGACGAGGUUACUGACUUCGAGAUGAUCGUGAAGUCGCUCUCUCGCACAGGCGCCACGAAGGACGGGAAUGGGAGCCGUUCAAGGUGCUUGCUUUGCCCAUUCAAAGAGUAUUAUACUUCGUCUGUAAACGUUAAGAGGGAUCUCCUUGCGCAUAUCGCGAAUCACCACGGCUUGCACAGAAAAUGCGAGAAUGGUAGAGAUCGUAAGAUGGGAUCAGGUCGGUACGUUGCUUCAGGCACUAAGCAGUGGAAAGUCAUCCAGGCGUUGUUUGACGUCGACAUGUUAUCAAAGCAUCAACCGAAGAACUUGCUGCAGCGCAGUGCCGAUCUCAUGCGGCGGUCGGUGAGCCCGCCGUUGCGGUGUCUUGGUGUUGACAAGCAGAUUCGGCUGCUCCUUGACCACGACGGGCCCCGGUUUGUCAACUUCGAGGUUCUCGCGAGAGAUGGCGCGCUCCACGCCAGGCGCGUGGGAAACACGUACUACACGAAGGAGUUCGCCGAGCUCGUCUUCCGCGAAUCCAUCUUGCACGAAGGUCGAGUGCGCCCGAUGAGGGCGAGGAUUGUGACGCGCUUUAAGGAAGCCGGCAGUUGCGUCACGCCCCUUCUACCAGGAAAGGUCGUUCAGUGGUUGUCGUUGAUGGAGGACGUAUUCUCGUCUCCGUUCGUAGAGGAAUUGCGAACCAAUCUCAUGGGCGAGUUGGUUGAUAAUACAGAGUUUGAGCACGUUUCGUUGGAUGCAACUCUGCGCGCUGCCAUGCGCGUGAAAGGCCAGGCGAACUACAGGGAACCGGCAGAGAUUCGAGCGGCGGCGCCGUUUCCAGACGGCGUUGCCAAGAGGCGCAUUUUGACAGCCAAAGGUCGCACGUCAGCCGCCAUUGGUAUGUGGCCCGUGGCCAGCGAAGCGGCAUCCGUCGUGAAGGCGGCUCUUCGAAAUCACUUGCCCGAGCGAGCUCUCCAGCAGUGCGUCUCAGUGGCAUCGGAUGAUCCGUCGGCGACAUUGUUUGCAGAGCUCAAGCAAAUCAUGCCUCAGCUCAAGUUUUUGUGCCUAGAUCCUGUUCAUCUCGCAAUUGUGUAUAAUCAGGCGCACUGGCGGAAACAUUCUCCGGGCCAGGCAGUUUUGCGAAUCAUUUUGAAUAAUUUCAAUAAAGUGAGCUCAGAUUUAAAUGGCGCCGCGUGGGGCGCCCCUUACACGGGCCACCAGGCUAGCUCGCUGUCUGCCGCCGAGGGCCGCGCGCAGUCGUUGAUAGCCGGCGGCGGCAUGCAGAAGCGCCGAGCGCACAAUAUCAUUGCAGAUCUCGACGCCAAUGAGCCAUUCGUGAGAAAACUUGAGUUCAUCGAGGCAUUGGCGGCAUUGACGUCCGUCUACUGGGAAGAAGUGGACAGGCGCACCCCCGCCGCGCCAAGCAAGAAGCUGGCUGAUGUAAUAGCGAAUGCCGCGCAGCACAGUCGACGCGAGUAUCUUUUUAAUAAUUUGCGCAUGCGGCACUCGCUGCCGGCUCGCGCGCUGCCAUUGCUCGGUUCGGGCACGAGCCCAAACGAAGCGCUGCGUAGCGAGAUCAACAGGUGGUUUAAGAACCAGCCGGAGUUGUACGCGCAGACUUUAGAGCUCCAGCUCGGCGUCAACGUAAUCGGCAAGCAAAUGAUGCAUAAUUCAGCUAUGUACGCCCCCACUCUGCGCCAGCUGUCUUCGCAAACUGUCGCAGCUAGCGUGGUCUGCUCGUUUGCGAUAUCCGCCGCCGAGUGGGCAAAUCAUUGCGCUUCUCAGGCGCAGGAGCAGAGGGCGCCGCGGAAAGCGCAGCUUCCGCUGGCGCUGCAGCGCAAAGCCGCUGAGCCCCUGGCGAACAAGUGGAAGGUGGAUCACGAGCGCAUGGUUGUUGCGCGCAAGCCAGCAGGGCAACAACAAUUCAUUCGCACCCUGAAGCGGCCGGGCGCAGCCAAGCAGCGCAAGCGCAC
Prorocentrum cordatum is the source of this 5689-nucleotide messenger RNA. Lineage: Eukaryota; Dinophyceae; Prorocentrales; Prorocentraceae. The record is from the annotation of a GenBank genome assembly.